CCGCCAUCUUCCAGUGAGUUGCCAAAAUGACAAACACAAAAGGAAAGAGGAGGGGGACGCGCUACAUGUUUUCUAGACCCUUUAGAAAACAUGGUGUAGUUCCUUUGGCUACGUAUAUGCGAAUAUACAAGAAGGGUGAUAUUGUAGAUAUCAAGGGUAUGGGCACAGUUCAGCAGGGAAUGCCCCACAAAUGUUACCAUGGCAAGACUGGACGGGUCUAUAAUGUCACUCAGCAUGCUGUAGGCAUUGUUGUAAACAAACAGGUUAAGGGCAAGAUUCUAGCCAAGAGGAUUAAUGUGCGUAUUGAGCAUAUUAAGCAUUCUAAGAGCAGAGAUAGCUUCCUGAAGCGAGUGAAGGAAAAUGAUCAGAAAAAGAAGGAAGCUAAAGAAAAAGGCACCUGGGUUCAACUGAAACGUCAGCCUGCUCCACCAAGAGAAGCACACUUUGUGAGAACCAAUGGCAAGGAACCUGAGCUGUUGGAACCAAUCCCCUAUGAAUUUAUGGCAUAAAUGACUAUUAAAAUAAAAAUAAAAGAUUCUUGGAUUAA
Messenger RNA from Gracilinanus agilis (Agile Gracile Mouse Opossum), 547 nucleotides. RefSeq names its product 60S ribosomal protein L21. Gene Ontology annotation, molecular function: structural constituent of ribosome. Gene Ontology annotation, cellular component: ribosome; cytosolic large ribosomal subunit. The transcript has a single exon. Lineage: Eukaryota; Metazoa; Chordata; Mammalia; Didelphimorphia; Didelphidae. The record is from RefSeq and is a predicted model, not a curated record. The coding region runs from base 27 to 509 and encodes 160 amino acids. Gene Ontology annotation, biological process: translation.